AGAAACCAGGCAGUAGAGGUGAGCUUGAUCUAUGCACCGUUGUGACACGGCACCACAACAAUACGCUCCAAAACUGAAAAAGAGACCACGCUUCAUAGACUAUCGUCAUCUUUAGUACACCCUUUGUACACUUACAUCAUUAUUUUAUUGCUCACAAAUUAGCGGGUAAAUAAAUGAAUCAAUAUCGUCACACAACGGAGGUCAGCCUUGAGACAGUGUGGGUAGACUGGCCAGUAACUGGGUUAAACAAUAUAUAUAUGCAAUAUAUAUGUAUGCAGCCAGGCUCCAAGUAUGUACUACAAUAACACAACUUUAUAAAAAUAAAUGUGUUUUGGGUAUUCAGCUUUAAAGUACAAAGGACCGUUAACCGUUUGAGGUUGUACCGGGGGCCACAGUUCAGAUUUUCAACCUCCCAGUCCGGAAACGUCAACACGUCAAUACGUCAAUGCGUCAACACGUCAAUGCGUCAACACGUCGAUCUCAUCUCGAUGUUAUUUGCACAACAGUCGAUAUAUGUGCUAGGUGACAAAACUUACAUUUUCAACAGUUAUCAUAUUAUUUGAGGAAUGAAUCAGAAAGAAAUCUCGUUCUUAAAAUAUGUAUUUUCGUUCAAAUGUAGUACAACCCCCCAUGCGGACGAGUUGAAUGGUUCCGUCCAACUGGAACCGUCUAUUUUUUUUUUAAGCUUUGUUUGUUUUUCUAACUAAUCAUGCUUGUUUUAUUUACUUAAUACAAUAAUACUGAUGCAUUGAAAUUAUCCUUUUUUUAAAAAAGGGUCUAUUGUAGAGAUAUAGGCGUUUAUAAGAUUCUGUGUCUGGUUGUAAACAGGACACCCCUAGUUUUAUUUUGGCACUACUCCUCUCCUGCCACUUCCUUGUUCAAAAGUUUUAUUAAGGGGAAGGCUUGGGGAAAAGUUGAGCACCGGUUUGGAUGUUUCGACGUUUGUGUUGACUUAUUUUAUGGGCACAGGAAAUGUUCAUCAUACAUUUGGGCACACAUGGCGUGUAAGUAUCGCAGUUUAGUCCUAUGGCUGUAGUAAUCAGAGGCAGGCUAACCUUGCACUGAGCGGCUCCACAAAGAGGAAGAUGUCCACGGCUAACGUUAGCGAAGACAUCCGAGUGAAGUUCCCUCUGCACUCCGCAGUGUGGGAGAAUGAUUACAGGAGACUGGAGCAACAAAUAACGUUACCACAGAGUGACGUAGAGGCUGUUGACCCCAGAGGUCGCACUCCUCUGCACCUGGCUGUGUCGCUUGGGCACCUGGAGUCAGUGAGGGUCCUACUUAGACAUGGUGCUCAAGUGACCACAGAAAACUUCAACAAUUGGACAGUUCUGCAGGAAGCAGUCAGCACAGGAGAUCCAGAGAUGGUUCAGUUGGUGCUUCAACGCAGAGACUACCUCAAAGCCUCCACUGCUCUGGGAGGAGUGCCUGAGCUGCUGGCAAAGAUCCGAGAGUCUCCAGACUUCUACAUGGAAAUGAAGUGGGAGUUCACCAGUUGGAUCCCUCUUCUGUCCCGGGUUUGUCCAAGUGAUGUUUGUCGCAUUUGGAAAAGUGGCGCCAGCCUGCGAGUGGAUGCCACUCUCCUUGGCUUUGAAAACAUGACAUGGAUCAGAGGGCGUAGAAGCUACAUAUUCAGAGGGGAUGAUUCCUAUGCAGAGUUGAUGGAGGUAAACCAUGACGAUGAAGUAGUGGACACCGAACGCUUCAACAUAUCCCAAGAAAUGGAGGAUGUCACUCUGGAAUCUAUGCAGCCAGCUGAACAGGAAGUUGCCAAAAGGUUGACUACUCCUAUUGUCAACACCUACCUGGACACCAAGGAUAUCGCUUUUGAGAGAAACAAGGCUGGGAUUUGGGGCUGGAGGUCCGAUAAAACCGAAAUGGUCAACGGAUUUGAAGCAAAGGUGUUUAGUGUGAACAAUGUUAAUGUGGUAAUCAGGACAAGGACAGAGCAUCUCACCGAUGAGGAGAAAGCCAGGAUAAAAAGUGAAAGGAACAUUUUAGAGUCUCUGCUGGGGACGGUGGAGCAGCACAUAAGUGCACAAGGGGACCUGACUCUUGAGUUCGCAACUGCCACCAACCCCACUGCCAUCACUCCAGAUGAGUACUUUGAUCCUGACUUUGACCUGGGGACCAGAGACAUCGGGCGACCCAUUGAACUCAGCAUUCGAACACAGAAGUUCAAAGGUACAUUGUGGAUGAGUGAAGAACACCCUCUCUCUCUCGUGGAGCAGGUGACCCCCAUCAUUGACCUAAUGGCUCGCACCAGUUCCCAUUUUGCGCGGCUACGAGACUUUGUGACACUGAAUUUUCCUCCUGGGUUUCCUGUGAAAAUAGAGAUCCCACUGUUUCAUGUGCUAAAUGCCAGGAUCACAUUCGGUAACGUCAACAAAUGCAGUACUGAAGAGGAGGCGAACCCGACGCCUGCGGCCACACCAACAUCUUCAGGAGAAGAAGAGGAAGCUGCUGUCCUGCCUCUGUUUCAAGUGUGUCCUUCAGUGUUCGAGGUGCCUGCCAAUUACCUUCGCCGGGGAGGCACCCGACACGCACCUGUUUCCAACAACGAUGAGGAGCUUUUGCAGUAUGCAAUCCAUCAGAGUCUCCUAGAGUCUCAUAAUAUUCCAAGCCAGGAGAGGAUGUUUGAUGACGCUGAUGGGGAAUUCUCUGAUAUAAUGCCAAGCAGUCAGAGUGACAGGAGUGUCCCAGAGGGGGUGCUAGUGGAAUAUGGAGACACCUCCAGCCCUGCCAGCUCCCUGUCUGCAUCCAGUCCUGACUCAGAACUCCGCCUGGCCAUGGAGCUCUCGCAGAGAGCUCAGAUGGAAGAGGAGAAGAUGAGGAAGCAGGAGGAAGAGGAGCUGGAAAGAAUACUGCAGCUUUCGCUCACUGAGAAGUAAUGGGAAUAAGAGGGAAUAAUAAUACAACUUUGUCCAGAUGCAGACGCAACCACCACACCUCAAUUUUCCUUCCUAACCACUUAAGUCAUCUAUGCAAACGCAGAUUUCUUUCUGUAACAAACCAUUCUUGCAAUAUCAAACUCUCGGUAACCAAGAUUUUCCAAAAGGUAUUUUUGGUAAGAGCAUACUCCUUUAUAUAUUUCUAUCUCAGUAUACUGUGUGUCUCCAUCCUCAAGCUUAAUUCUUGGACUCUGUUGCAUAAUUUUGGGGCGUUUCUUCUUUCAAACAAUUUCUUUCUUUUAUUUUCGAAAACAGAAUCACAGCAGCAACCCAUUUUCACAUCCUGUCCGGAAAGGGGGGUCAAAUCAGUGUAUAAAGGUUUUAUGAGCAAAAAUGUUUGACUUUAAAGAUGACUUCAUAUAGUGCCAGCACUCACCUCAGCUCCAGAGCUCUGUAUGUUGUUAUUUUCUUGGUACCUGUCGCCUCAGUCUCUCAUAUUUCGAGAGCUGGAACAUAAACAACCUUGCAUAAUAAUAGAUAGCAUAAUAGAAAGCUCCUAGUACUGUGGGCCCAACGGUGUUUCCAUGGUGAAGUCUUUCCUACAGUCACUUUGUUGUGAACCAUGAGCACACGGAAUCACAGAAUUCUCAGGGUUCAUAUUUUACACAUUGUCCCUUCACUUCGGAAUUCAUUUGUUAAUCAUUUAUAAAGCCAUCAGAAAUUGUAGCCUGAUAAAUGUCUCUAUGGAGAGACUCAUGCAUAUCACUCUUUGCUAUAUUGACAAUAAAUUCAAAAGUUAAGUUCAUUGAGUAAAACGUUCCUGUGGGAAUCCUUGUGCUGGUGAAUGUACUCUCUGCAGAUGGGAAAAGCAAGUAGGUUAUUAUGAGGGAAAAUGUAAAUCGGCUGCAUGGAAUUGUUAGAGCUUUGCUGCAGUGAGGAUGUUACUGAAUAUUUCACCAAGGGAAAAAAAGGACCUAUUUUUAUUAAAGCAACCUUGUAUAUUAUCGCCUCAGUUCAGAAAUGCAACAGCAGAGACUAGACUCUGGAUUUUCAGCAGUUUUGUUAAGAAGUCACAAAAGCGGUGCUGCAGAGAUUACCUAGAUUCCUAAAAGCAAUGUGUUAGCCUUUUGUAGCCAUGAACAACUCCACACCUCCAAGCAGAAGAGGACAAGACAAAGCAUGCUCGCCAUUUGAAGGAUAUGUUUCUUCAGCAUGUGCCAAGGGAAAAGCUUUGUCUUGGCAAGAGGUGGGGACAAUUUUCUGUGGUGCCACUCAAACUUAAUUUCUAAAUAUUUUUUUUAAGGUAGUUCAAAAACAAGCUAAAAGGCUUCAGUUGUACCCGUGUGACACUGAGUUACAUGCAUAACCACUAAAGCUGAUUUCAGUGAUCAUCAACCACCUAUUAGAAGUCUCUCUGGGAUGCUGCAUCUGUCUAUCUGGAGCUUCAGCUUAAAACAAAGCCAAUGACUGAACAGUUGACUUUAAAGAGGCUAGCUUUGGUUCAUUUUAUGCAGACCUUUGUACUGCACCGCUCCAGCUGCAAAGAUUUUUUUUAAGUUUAAAUUCUAAGAAAAUGUGUUUGUUUUUAAAUGUUGUGACUAAAAUAAAAGCACUUUAUUUCCAUGAGGACUAAA
Messenger RNA from Notolabrus celidotus (New Zealand spotty), 4525 nucleotides. It is a transcript of the gene ankrd13a, whose product is annotated as ankyrin repeat domain 13A. Bases 1086 to 2891 code for a protein of 601 amino acids. Gene Ontology annotation, molecular function: protein binding. Gene Ontology annotation, cellular component: cytoplasm. The transcript has 15 exons. The record is from RefSeq and is a predicted model, not a curated record. NCBI's taxonomy places the organism in Eukaryota, Metazoa, Chordata, Actinopteri, Labriformes, Labridae.